GGCUGCUCUUGAACCAAGUUGGUAUGGGGAGCUGCCCCUAAUGCUAAUACACAAGCUGCCGAUGGGAUAUAUGCAUGUGAAUUUUUAGUUAACUUAGUGUUAAAUCAAAUUUGGGAACCAGCACAAAGAACAGGCACUAGUGGAAAGAGGCAACAUUUGGGGCCCUUGCAAAGGGAGGAAACGUGCCAGAAUUUGCCAGUGAUGCUGCAUGUUGCAAUUGGGUCUGCUGAUAAGAGUGUACAUUUGGGAUGUGUAUAUAAGCACUGACGUGGAGCAGCUUUUAAUUCUCAUCCUGAAGUUGGAUCUCUUUUCCAAACAGGGGUGAAAGAAGCAAUCCAACAUGUACUCACCACUGCCCAUGACUGUCUUGGCUUUUGUCGGCUUCCUGCUACAUCCAGAAUCAGAAGGUCACUCGAUGCCCACAGUUCCCCCGAGAGAGAAUGAUGCUGAAACCCACCAAUUGACCUCUGAUUCCAGCCAGGCUCAUCUCCACACCCUCCUUAGUUCCAUAUCCUCCAAAUCCCUCCAAUUCCAGAUGCGCCAAAAGGGUGUUUCCUGUCAAGACCUGAUGCCUGAGGCCCUGGGAGAUUUUGCCAAUGUACCCUGGAAGUCCCAGAUCCUCAUUCGAGCUUCACUGGCUCUUGCCUUGCAAAGUGCAGGCUGUGACUGGCAUGCAGAAACCUUGGUCCUUCGCCUCUACAAAGAUCUGGGACAGGCAGACACAGAUGCCCUCCUGUUCACAAUGGUAGAAGCACUGGGCACAGCUAAGCCCCCUGGUAGGAACAGUAGCAGUGCCACUGCCUUACAGUUCAACUUAGAUCAGCUGGCGCCCACCCAAACCUGGCACUGCAGAGGUUUGAGGCAAGUGAAUGGUGCUCUCUUGCAUGGCCAGGGACACAGCACCCACAGAGGGUUUCUGGCAGCUUCUGUAGCUUGCCACCACCUGGGUGACUCUUGUGCUGGGGUGUCUGUCAAUGGCACCAGUUCUUUCCAAGUGGUGGAACGAAAUGGCAGCUACUACCUGCCACACCAUGGUGCUCGUUCCUGGCUCCAUCAGUGCCACAGGCUUUCAAGAGUCCAGCGCUCUAUCCCAGAGGACUGUGCUAGUGAAAGGGAGCAAAAAGUCCAUGCGGUCAUGGAGUGGCUACCCGUAAUCAGUACCUUCUACAACUUCGGAACCAGCAUUUACUAUGCAACCCAGGACUGCACAGACCUGGCCAAGGACCGUGCUGUGGAGGGUGCCAUAGACCUGGGCUACGAUGCCCUGGUUGCUAUGACAGGUGGGGCAGGAGGGGGUAUUGCAGUAGGGAUUUCAGCAGCAGUCAAGCCAGGAUUCAAAGCAGGGGUGCGUUAUUUGAUAGACUAUUUCAAUCAGCAGCAAGAGGAGCCUUACACCGUCCCUUCCAACUACUCUGGCCAAGUUAUCAUCCUGUAGUUGUAACCACUCAGCACCUCCUAAGCAGAACACUGGAAAUUAACCUUUUUGGCCUGCAGCUCCCAUAUUCCCACAGCCAUCAUGGUCACUGGCUGGAAGAUUCUGGAAGCUCGAGUCCAAAAAGUCAUGGCUCUGUAUACUUUGAAUUUGUUUCCUCCUCUACUUGCUCGUUUUCUGCUCCUCAUUCCAGGAUUGCAGCUGCGCUUCAGAAAUAAUGCAGUUUGACACUGCUUUAACUGUCAUGGCUCAAUGCUUUGAAAUUCUGGGAUUUGUAGUUUGUUGUGGCCCUAAAGCUCUCUGACAGAACUAUAUCUCACAAAACUACAAAUCCCAGGAUUCAGUAUGAUCAGUGUCAAAUAGUAUUAUUUCUGCAGUAUGGAUGUGUUCAAAAACUCAAGAUUUAUGCUUUCCAGUUAACAUUGAUGGGUGCUGCAGUCUGCAAAAAAUAAAUCCACAUGCUCACUGCAAUACAAAUCCAAUCUUCACUUGUCCAGUACUGUCUGCACUCAAAAGCAUGUUGAGAAUUGUUCUCGGAAGGACAUUGUGUUGUGCUAAUUGUGACUGUGGUUGGUAUCAUUGCUUUGCUUUCCCUCACUUUGAUCAAAUGCCACCAAAGACAAAAGAGAGGAAGUGCCUUGGAUACAGUUACACAAACAGAUAAACUCUUGUCAGAAUAAUUAUUUCUGAUGCUGCUAUUGUUGUUAUUAGCUCCACAGUCUAAUAGCAGUUACUGGAUGAAAUUUUGAAUCAUUGAUUAUUUCAAAUCCAUUAAAUAAUCUAGGAUUCAGGCAAGUAUUGUCUGAUAA
This is a messenger RNA of Sceloporus undulatus (fence lizard), 2241 nucleotides long. RefSeq names its product apolipoprotein F (gene APOF). The coding region runs from base 341 to 1435 and encodes 364 amino acids. The record is from RefSeq and is a predicted model, not a curated record. The transcript has 2 exons. NCBI's taxonomy places the organism in Eukaryota, Metazoa, Chordata, Lepidosauria, Squamata, Phrynosomatidae. Gene Ontology annotation, biological process: cholesterol metabolic process.